GGGGGUUCCACUUGUACGAGCAUGGGGCUCCAUUCAACUACAUCAUGGGGGAGAAGACACAGGAGCUGCAUGAACUGUACUUGGAGCUAGGAGAGAAGAAACAGAGAGUGAAGAUGCCCAAUGUAGAUGGCGACGGUGGUCCUCGACAUCACGUACGAGUGGACGCGAGAGGCGAUGAGGCCGAUCAUGGAGACGUGGGAUAUCACCGGGUGCACGCUCAUCAUAGAUGGGUGCACGGAUCGCAAGUUCCGGCCCGUCAUGAACUUCAUUGCUGCUAGCGAGGCCGGAGCAGUGUUAAUGAAGGUUGUCGACAUGUCGAAGAGGAAGAAGACAGCGAUUGCAUUGGCGAAAUUGUGGGAGGGCGUGAUCCGCGAGAUUGGAGUGCACAGAGUGAACGCUUUGUGCACGGACAACGCGGAGGUCAACAAACACGCAGCCAGAUUGUUGAGGCGGCGAACAGAUCGAAGCAUUUCACGGAUUCCGUGGGUUCCCUGUGCUGCACAUUGCCUGAACUUGCUUCUUAAGGGGACCAGCGAAGAGCCAUGGGUGUAUGACCUCUACAAGAGGGGCAAAACGAUUGUGAAGUAUAUCCGGAAUCAUCACAAGACGGCGCAGUUUUUCCUUGACUGCUCGGAGAUGCAAAGGACUAGGACACUCAUCAUGCUCACGGAGGUGCGCUUCGCCUCGGUGUAUAUGAUGUUGGAGAGGCUGUUAGACAGGAAGAAGGUUUUGAAGGCAAUGAUGGUAGGAGGGUGGUUGGACGUGAAGAGGGCUUCGAGAAAGAAGCGCACCACUGCUGACACAGUCUACAUGAGUGUCCGCUCUGAUGACUGGUGGAGGGAGGUGGAGGGAGCAGUGGAUGUGAUGUCCCCAGUCUAUAAUCUCUUGCGAAAGAUGGACAAGAGCGACACUGCCCCAUAUUCACUGUGGGGCUUUGAGGAGGCAUUGAUAAAGAAGAUGGCCACCAUUCCCAACUUGACACCUGUGCGGCGGGAGUCCAUCGCGAAGAAGGUGGGGAGGCGCUGCAAAAUGAUGCGCCAGCCGGUGCAUGCAGCAAACUUCCUCUUCAAUUCGUCGAAGAGGGACCCUCGCUGGAUGAACGACCCCAAGUCCCCGCUUUUGCAAAAUGCCAUGAGCUUUCUGCUGUCACAACGCGAAGACGGGGCAACAUGGGGUUGCAAGGAGCAUCUCGACCUGUGGGAUGACUUGAAGACAUUCCACAAAGAGCCACAGGGCAAUUCGAGCCUGCCCCUUGAGAAGCAGGACAGUUUCUGGACUGAUUUCGCUAAGUUUGACUCCAACCUCGACAAGCGCACGACAUCAGAUUGGUGGGGCUGCCAUGGGAAGAGUCACGAGAAACUGCAGCAUAUUGCUGAUCGUGUGACCGCGAUGUGGAGCACGGCCACACCAUGCGAGUGCAACUGGUCGACGCUGGACCUCAUCCAUGAGAAGAGGAGAAACCAGCUGUCCAGUGACACAAUCAACAAGCUUGUUUAUGUGCACUGGAACUUCAGCUAUCCUGAUAUUCUUCCCGACGACAUGCAGCCAACAGCGAACGAGGUGGGUCGAAGGGAUCGUCUGAGGAAAGCUCCUCAUGGGAGGAUUCCGAAGGUCGGGAGGGUGGACGACUCCAGCGCUAGCGACAGCAGCGAUGAUGGCGAGGAUUUGGUUUGGAGGGGGAAGGGGAAGAAAAGUAAAGAGAAGAAGUCUUUGGCAGGUCCGACUGAUGCGAAGCGUAAAGCGCCGGUGGAAGAAGAAGAGUAUGGAGAGGACGGAGAAGAGGAGGAUCGGGAUGAGGACAUGGAUUUCGGUCUGCGCUCGGAAGUGGAGUCAGAUGACGACUUCAAUGACGACGACGACGAGGGCGCUGACACUGUGACAAUGAGACCGGAAACAGGUCACUUUGAUAGUGACCUCGAGUUCUUGGUGUUUCGGAAUAGAAAUGCGAACUUCCCGCACAUGAUGACGACGAGGCCGAUAGAGUGAUGGCACAAGCACUUGCGAAGAGAGAUCGUGUCAUUGUGAAUCAGCGUAUCGAGGAGGACGCAGCGAGACGUGUAGUUGUUCCCCGAC
Messenger RNA from Chara braunii, 2073 nucleotides. The record is from the annotation of a GenBank genome assembly. Lineage: Eukaryota; Viridiplantae; Streptophyta; Charophyceae; Charales; Characeae.